This is a messenger RNA of Juglans microcarpa x Juglans regia, 1140 nucleotides long. RefSeq names its product loganic acid O-methyltransferase-like. Lineage: Eukaryota; Viridiplantae; Streptophyta; Magnoliopsida; Fagales; Juglandaceae. Gene Ontology annotation, molecular function: S-adenosylmethionine-dependent methyltransferase activity. The record is from RefSeq and is a predicted model, not a curated record. Gene Ontology annotation, biological process: methylation. Bases 1 to 1140 code for a protein of 379 amino acids. The transcript has 3 exons.
AUGGGAGAAGAGCAGCAAAGGGAAGAAAGGUGGAGGACUGAAGCAUAUCCAAUGAAAGGAGGGGAUGCUAUGGACAGCUAUGCAAACAACUCCUCAUACCAGAGAGGAGGCGUUGUUGCUGCAAAAAAGGUAAUUAUUGAGGCAGUUGGAGAAAAGCUUGAUCUCAAGAGCAUUGUUUCUUCAAACAUCUUCAGAAUUGCAGAUUUAGGUUGUUCUGUUGGGCCUAAUACAUUUUUCGCAGCUGAAAAUAUAAUUAACGCAGUGCAGUCUAAGUGUCAAUAUGACCAAUACCAAGGAGGAGUACUCCAUGAUCUUGAUCAUGUAUGUCCUGAAUUCCAAGUCUUCUUCAAUGAUCACAGCUCCAAUGAUUUCAAUACACUCUUCACCUCCCUCCCACCGGAUAGGCAGUAUUUUGCUGCAGGUGUUGCAGGUUCUUUUUACUGUCGCUUAUUUCCAUCUGCAUCUCUUCACUUUGUUCACUCUUCCUAUGCCAUCAAUUGGCUUUCCAAAGUACCUAAACCGAUCAUCGACAAAAGUUCAGCUGCUUGGAAUAAAGGGAAAAUCCACUACUCAAAUUCAAAAGAUGUGGUUGUUGAGGCUUAUGAAGUUCAAUUUGGAGAAGAUAUGGAGUGCUUUUUGCAUGCUAGGGCUCAAGAGGUGGUGUUUGGAGGAUUGAUUGCACUUGUUAUUUGUGGCCGCCCCAACGGAAUGCCCCAUUCUCAAAAUGCACAAAAUAUUACGUUUGAACUCUUGGGGUCUUGCCUUAUGGAUAUGGCCAAGAAGGGAAAAGUUAGCGAGGAAAAAGUGGACUCCUUUAACAUACCAAUGUAUCUCAUGUCUCCACAAGAAUUGGAAGCUGCAGUGGAUCGAAAUGGAUAUUUCGGAAUAGAGAGAAUAGAGGAUUUACCAAAUGUUUUACAACUUGGGGGCCGUCCGAAGAGUGAAGUAAUCUCAUCUCACUGGCGAGCCAUAAUGCAUGGAAUGAUGAAGGUUCAUUUCGGCCGAGAUGCGGUAAUUAUACUAGACGAGCUCUUGGAGUUGUUCAGAAAGAAACUUGAAGAAGACCUCUCCCUCAUGAACUCAAUCUCGGAUACACUCUACACGUUCUUUGCUCUUCUUAAACGCCAAGCGAGGGAGUGA